UUUCUUUUUCUUUUCAUCAUUCUGUGACUCCACUCACACUUCCAGAGCACAGUUGCAGCGCUUUUUUUGUCUUUUCUUUGGUUCUGUUUUGCGGCAUUAACAAAAUGGCAAUGGCAAUGGCAGCAAUUGCUUCUUCUCUCGGCGUGGGUCUCCGUCCUCUUUCUCUGUCUUCUCCCUCCUCAGCACUGUUCCAGUCCCGCCACUCCUUCACUAUAACAACCACAACACCCAAGUGCUGCCUCGCACCAAAACAAGACUCACCCCUGGAACUGGAACUAGUGAAAUCAACACAGAACACCCAAAUCAUCUUACACUCUUUCUCUCCAUUCCCAUUGCUCUGCGCCGCUGCUCUCUUACCCGGAAGUGAAGCGGUAACAUCUGUGUUUGGGCCUUUCGUUGAGCUCGUCAAGUCGUGGAAUCUCCCAGACUGGCUCGUCCAUUGGGGCCACCCUGGCAACAUGGCCGUUGUGCUCUUUGCCAUGGGUGGCUACGGUACCUAUCUGGGUUUUCGCAUUCGUUAUUCUGAUAAUCUGGAGGAAAAGGCUAAGGCCAAGGAUUUGCAUCCCAAGCUUUUAGCUGGUAUGUUUUUCUUCUUUGCUCUUGGAGCUACUGGUGGAGUUACAGCUCUACUCACUUCGGAUAAACCCAUUUUUGAGAGUCCUCACGCUGUUACAGGAGUCAUUGGUCUUGCUUUGUUGACAAUACAAACUAUACUGCCUACACUCUUUGAGGGAAAUCCUGGACUAAGGAAUGUUCAUGGUAUCCUGGGUAGUGGUAUCAUGACACUUUUUCUUGUUCAUUUUGCCCUUGGACUUCAACUAGGCUUCAGUUACUAAUUACAGCUUCCAUUUGAACUCUUGUUAUGUUGAGGUUAUUGUAUUUUAGUCAUGGUGUACAUUCUUUCCUGCACUGGUUCUUAGCUCCAAUUCUCAACUCUGAUUACCAUGAUGUUAUGUUCUCCUCUAUCAUUUUGUUUUUAAAAGUAGUUCAGAUUGGUUACUUAUCCACACACUAUUAUGGGAAAAAAUGAGUAUAAUCUUGCUA
Molecule: messenger RNA, 1044 nt
Organism: Glycine soja
Lineage: Eukaryota; Viridiplantae; Streptophyta; Magnoliopsida; Fabales; Fabaceae
Exons: 6
Coding region: 105-836 (243 amino acids)
Biological process (GO): respiratory electron transport chain
Cellular component (GO): membrane
Source: RefSeq, a predicted model, not a curated record